This is a messenger RNA of Papaver somniferum (opium poppy), 3407 nucleotides long. RefSeq lists its product as uncharacterized. The transcript is spliced from 8 exons. Bases 159 to 3302 code for a protein of 1047 amino acids. The record is from RefSeq and is a predicted model, not a curated record. Lineage: Eukaryota; Viridiplantae; Streptophyta; Magnoliopsida; Ranunculales; Papaveraceae.
CCCAAAUAUCACAUAAACAAAAUUUCCGACAUAAAAAAAUACUCCGUCGGAAAGGUUCUCAAAAUACAAAACCUAGAAAUUAAAUUUGUGGAAUUGAAGAAGAACUUGUCAACACUCGUAAUCAAAUCCUAAAAAUUAUCAGUAGCUAAUAAUUGAGUAUGAGGUCGAAAAGACUAGAACUUCUAGAAGCUCAGCAGAAGCAGAAGAAGCCGUCAACAGAAAGAAGACGAGAAGCUCCCCAGAACAAGAGGCUGUCAACAGCGAAGUCACGUGCUGGGUCUGUCAAUAACGGCCGAAAGGCAAAAGAAGUUGUGACUGAUGCAGUGGAUGAAGGACUCGAUGGCCGUAGGGCAAAUGAAAUUGUGACUGAUGCAGUGGAUGAAAGACCACCCAGCACUGCUGCUCUUGAGAAGCUGAGGUCUUCAACAACAAAAGCAUUUGCUGCCAUCGAAAAUGACAAUUGGGCAAACGAAAUUGUGAACAUUGCAGUGGAUGCAAGAAUCAAUGCUGUUGCUCUCAAGAAGCAGACAUCGUCAGCAAAAAAAUUACGUUCUGCAGUCGGCAAUGUCAGAAGAGCAAAAGGAAUUGUGGCUGAUGCAGUGGAUGAAACUCUGGACGCUGUUAGUCUUGAGAAGCAGACGCCGCCAGCAACAAAAUCACGUUCUGCAUUCGUCAAUGACCGAAGGGCAGAAGAAGUUGUGACUGAUGCAGUGGAUGAAGGACUCAAUCACGGGAGUGCAAAAGAAAUUGGGACUGAUGCAGUGGAUGAAAGAUUUGACACUGUUGCUAUCGAGAGGUCGUCAGCAACAAAAGCACGCAUUCCAUUCGUCAAUGUCUCAAGGGCAAAUGAAAUUAUGACUGACACAGUGAAUGAAAGAGUCAAUGUUGUUGCUCUCGGGGAGCAGAGGUCAUCAGCAACAAAACCAUUUUCUGCAUCCGUCAUUGGUAGUAGAAGAGCAAAAGAAAUAGGGACUGAUGCAGUAGUGGGUGAAAGACUCAAUGCUGUUGCUCUUGUGAAGCAGAGGUCGUUAACAAUAAAACCACGCAUUACAUUUGUCAUUCGCCAGAAGGCAAAAGAUAUUGUGACGGAUACAGUGGAUGCAAGACUCAACCCUGAUGCUCUCGAGAAGCAGAUGUCGUCAACAACUAGACCAUUUUCUGCAUUUGCUGACCGCAAUAAAGCAAGUGAAAUUGUGACUGAUCCAGAGGAUGAAAGACUCGACGCUGUUGCUGACAUGCUUGAUGCUAGGAGCGAUGAUGGAGAUGAAGAUACUGACACGCUUGAUACUAGGAGCGGUAUAAGAGAUGAAGAUGCUGACAUGCUUGACACUGGGGGUGAUACACGAGAUGAAGAUGUUAACAUACUUGAUGCGGAUGGAAACGGUGAAAUGCAAUUUGCAGAGGACCAAUCAUUACCCUUCAACUGUUAUGAAGAUGCUGACAUACUUGAUGCGGAUGAAAAUGGUGACAAGCAAAUUUUGGAUGACCAAUCGUUACCCACCAACUCUGAGCACGUUGUAGGCUCGUCAAGGAAAAGGAACCGUGAAAUGGCUGGAGGACAAGUAACUGACCUUUAUAGGGAGUCUAACAGCGCAAACUGCACAGAUAAUGGCCAAGGAAGCAUCUCUGUGCCAUCAGAUGGGCGUAUCCCAAUUAAAUUCGACAAAUAUGGGCGGCCUUGUGAUGUUGGCUCAGUAGCAUUCGCAACGUAUAUUGGAAAGAUAGUACGAGCAUGUUGUCGUCCUGCGAUUGUGUCUUGGACAAAAGUUCCAAACAGCGUCAAAGACACUAUAUGGAAAAAUGUUAUUCAUAUGUAUGCCGUGCCUGAAAUUUAUAAGCCUAAUGUUCUGUCAAGGGCUGGCAUGUCAUGGAGAAAUUGGAAGCAUAAUCUGCGUUUAGAAUUGGAUGAACAAAAGACAAUUGCUGAGAGAAAAAAAAAUAUUCCAUGGCGUUUGAUUACAAAGAGAGAAGAUUGGGAAAGUUUUGUUGAUUUCUGCAAUACUGACGAGGAUAGGAAACGUCGUGCAGCUGGUAAAAAAGCUUGCGAAGCUGUUGAAUUAAUACAAAAAUGUGGAAGGACAGGAAUUUAUCGCAAAAUAUACGAAAUGGAAAAAGAGAGCCCAACUGGUGAAGUUAACAGAGCUGCGAUAUUUGUUGAUACCCAUGUUUCUAAGACUGUAAAUGAUCCUAAAAUGAAAUUGGUUAAAGAGCUUGUAGAAGCUAAUCCAGACGGUCAAAAGGAUAUCGACCACGAUGCUGUCGCAUUGGUAUAUGGACGUGAUUCCAGUUUUAUAAAAGGUAUGGGAGCAGGUGUUUCACGGACUAAGAUACGUACUUUGGCCGCAAGUUCAGAGAUUCUUCGCAGAGUACAGCAAGAAAACAAGAGUUUGCAGUCUGAUAUCCAUGUACUCCGAACACAACUUGGAGUACACACACCAAAUCAUACUUCUAUGGCUGCAAGUUCAGAGAUUCUUCGCAGAGUACAGCAAGAAAACACGAGUUUGCAGUCUGAUAUCCAUGUACUCCGAACACAACUUGGAGUACACACACCAAAUCAUACCUCUAUACAAUCUAAUCAAUCUGUGGCCCAUACACAAAAUCGUACUUCUGCACUGUCAAAUCAAUCUGCGCCAUACUCACAAAAUCGUACUUCUACACCAUCAAAUCAAUAUGCGCCUCAGACACAAAUUCGUACUCCUACACCAUCAAAUCAAUCUGCGCCACAUACACAAAAUCGUAUGUCUACACCAUCAAAUCAAUUUGCAUCUCAGGCACUUGAAGCGUCCAACUCGCCUGCUCGUUCACGUUUCGUUCCUGAUGUGUUCAACUUGCCUACUCGUUCAUGUUUGGCACCCCCUGCAUCCAACUUGCCUGCUAUGUCAUGUUUCAUAAAAAACUUCAAAGGAAAAACCAUUGCAUUAGGCAGUAUCAACACUGCUGAUCCACCUAUGGAAAAUGUCUAUAGUUUAGUUUUCGAAGAAGUAUUUGACAGAGACGCAGAAUUAUUUGAUGAAGAUGGGAAGCUUGGAGAUGUUAUGAUUGGUGGCGUGAUUAAUUGGCCAAAAGCAUGUGUUGAGUUCAACUUGCCUGCUAAUUCAUGUUUCAUACGGAACUUUAAGAGAAGAACCAUCGCUUUUGGCAGUAUCAACACUGCUGAAUCGCCGAUGGAACAUGUUUAUAGUGUAAUUGUGAAAGAAAUAUUUGACAGAGAUGCGGAAUUAUUUGAUGAAGAUGGGAAGCUUGGAGACAUUAUGAUCGGUGGCUUGAUAAAUUGGCCAAAAGCAUGUGUUCAGCCUUGUUGACAGUAAUCCAUGUCAUUAUUGUUUUUUCAUUUCCUGUAACUAACUAGCAUGUAGAGUAAUCGCAAGUGUUGUUCUCUGGGUUCCAUUUUAGAAGUUUUAUUUCUA